AUGAAGUCGGCCAAAGCACCGUCAGGAGACACUCCGUCAAGUAGGAGGUCCCAGCCUGUCCGACAGACACGUACAAACCCACCGCGCGUCUCGUCAGGCCUUCGUGGAUCUGCCAACGGGCGGGACUCUCUUGCUGGCGGCACUGCUUCCGACCAGCCCAUCGACAUCUAUCCUGCGAUAACCUACUUCUCCGAUGCCAUCGCAGCUCUCCCGAAAGAGCUUGUCCGACAUUUCACCCUACUAAAAGAGGUCGAUGCCAAAAUAUUCGCUCCCGAGGAUGCGCUCUUCAAGCUCGUCGACGCUGCCAUGAACGCACCCCCUCCGCAGCCCCGACCGGCGAACGAUACGUCCAGUAGUGUCGCGCCUGCGUCAGCUCCAAUGAGUGCGCAGAACAGCUCCAGCGGAGGUCGUCUCGGCAGUCAAGCUCCCCCUCCGGCAUCCUCGACCGACGGCUCGUACACGACAUCCAUCUACGACGCCAGCAACUUCCCGAGGAGACAGCUGUUUCGACAGACAGCUUACAAGAUCCAGGAGAUGCUCGGCUCGUUGGAGGAGAAGAACCACGUCAUCUCGACGGCGAAUGACGCCCUCCAGAAACAGCUCUCCCGAAUUGAAGACGUCUGGCCGUACGUCGAGAACGAGUUCAGCGACGAGGCGAAGUGGGGGAGCACUUCGCAUUGGGCAUAUCCCGAGAACAGGGCCGCAACUAAGGCGGCACACACGGAGCGUUCGCGUCGCGAGGGUGCCGCAGCCAUCUCUGCCGCAGCCCAGCAGCUGGCCGAGGAGGCCGCUGCCAGGAGCGAGUCGAGGAAGCAAGCCGUCCAGGCCAAGAAGAGCCAGAAGACGGCGCCUCAGGAAUCGGACUUUGAUGACGCCGAAGGCCGCAACAAGCCAGAAACAGCCAAGAAGGGUCACGGAGGCGGUAAAGCGCGCAAAGCGGCCGAGACCGCUGCCAGCGUAGGGUUGGGUAUCUCAACAAAUGGCGCCUCGAACGGGACGGCCCCACAGCCCAAGAGGCGCAAGGUCGAGAAGACGCCUAGCGGAAACAACGCGACGGAGCGGGCCAUGAGCACUGUCUUCGGGGCCGCUGCGUCGUCAAAGGCGAAGACAACAAGCCCUAGGGAAACCCCAGCGCUAGAAGGCGGCCAAGGCGGCCCGAAGAAGCGAAAGGCCCUGCCGACGGGCACGGGAGUUGCCAAGAAAAGCAAAAAUGGAGUCGCCGGCAUGUCUCCAUCGGUCGCCUCCUCUCCCGUGAUGAGUACCUUUUCCGACGCCGUGUUGCCACGCGGCUCUCCCGCGCCGACAGUCACCCCCGUACCUCCCGCUCCCAAGCCUCCCACUGCUUCACGAGCCAAGCAGAGUACGACGCAAGCGGCGGUGGAGGGCGGGAAACAGUCUCGGCCGCCAUCGUCCGCCUCGGCCAAGCCGAACGGUUAUGUGCCACCGCCGACACCGGAGGCAGCACCUCCGGCGCCGUUGCCAAAGCCUGUCGUCGAGGCCAAGCCUGUUGCCAAGGAGCCUUCGGUACCGCCUGCGCCGGAACCUACGAAAAAGGAGCCUGAGCCAAUCGAGACGGCCAUCAAGCCAAGCAUACCCGCGGCGAAGCAAAAGAAGGAAACACCGAAACCCGAAGAACCGGAAACGCCCAGCGAGACGCCGGUGCUUCAGACGGUAAACGCCGCCACGGUGACGAAGAGUGGACGAGCCAGUAAGCCAUCGACACCAGCGAUGGCUACGUUUCAAGAGGCAGCAAGGCCAAAGUCGGCGCGCAAUACGGAGACCAACAGCACGAGCAAGCGGAAGAAGAGCAACAUAAUGACAAACAGCAAGGCCAUCAAGACGGCAGACCAGACGGAGGACAGCGAGGACAUUGAAGACGCGGAAAUCCAAGCUGGCAAACGCAGCUACGACUACACGGAAGACGAACCGACAUAUUGCUACUGCACCAGCGUGAGCUACGGCGAAAUGGUGGCUUGCGACGCAAACAACUGCGAACGGGAAUGGUUCCACCUCAACUGUGUGGGCCUCAAGGUUGCUCCCAAGGGAAGCUCGAAAUGGUACUGCGAAGAGUGUCUGCAGCGUUUCUCGAAGCAGGGCAAAAAGCUCAGCCACAAGUACAACGUGCUACCGGACUCCCUGAACAUGCGCAAGCAACGCGGCCCCCAGUAUUGA
Messenger RNA from Colletotrichum graminicola M1.001, 2172 nucleotides. RefSeq names its product PHD-finger domain-containing protein. Gene Ontology annotation, cellular component: nucleus; Rpd3L complex; Rpd3L-Expanded complex. The record is from RefSeq and is a predicted model, not a curated record. NCBI's taxonomy places the organism in Eukaryota, Fungi, Ascomycota, Sordariomycetes, Glomerellales, Glomerellaceae. The transcript has 3 exons. Gene Ontology annotation, biological process: regulation of DNA-templated transcription. The coding region runs from base 1 to 2172 and encodes 723 amino acids.